AAAAACACACACAAACUAUUUCGGACGGUUUUUGAGUGUCGUGUUUUUUGCUAACGGUUUUGAAAUAUCACUAAAUCGAUUUUUUUUUUAUACAUAUAUUUACCGAACAUUACAUAAUAAUAUCAUAAAGCAUAUAAUAUAUUUCUACAUAUUUUUUAUGUACCGUCAUAGUUUUUGGUCUUUUUGAUUUCGAAUUAAAAUUCAACGCUGGCAGCCCAACAGUUCCAACGGAGGAAUUACUUAACCGCCUUUGGAAACUACUUUUGGGAAAUAAAAACGUUGAGGCCAUUACGCUGAGAACGACAGUCAUAAUUAAUACUUAAACCUAUUUCAACCAGCAUAUACUCGAAAUCGCGUCAAGAUGCAUAUCGAGGUUAGCGUAGCGUUGAACUUUGUGAUCUCGUACCUGUACAACAAAUUACCAAGACGACGAGUGAACAUAUUCGGCGAAGAGCUGGAAAAGUGCCUGACUGAGAAAUUCGCUGGGCACUGGUACCCGGAAAAACCGUACCGCGGCUCGGCGUACCGGUGCAUCAAAACGGGAUCUCCGAUAGACCCGGUGUUCGAGAAAGCGGCCCGUGAGAGCGGCGUGGCCAUACAGGACAUCCUGGAGAACUUGCCGCAGGAUUUGGCCGUGUGGGUGGACCCUGGCGAAGUCAGUUACCGCAUCGGCGAAAAGGGUGCUGUGAAGAUCUUGUACAACGAGAACAGCGGUGGCCUCCAGUUCGACACACACGACGACCGGACCGCCGACCGAGAGGUCGUCAAAACGUUCAACCCCGAAGCACAGUGUUUCCGGCCCAUCGAUUCAGUAGCGUCCAGCUUGAGUUCUCUGAGCAUUUCGCCACCGGACAAGUGUUCGGUUGGUUCGCCAACGCUUGGCAGCGGUUCCAACAACUCGUCGCCGACGCAUCAUAACCACCUCCAACACCACCACCACCAACAACAACAACAGCAGCAACAACAACAACACCAUCCUCACCUCCAGCAACAGCAAAUACAGCUACAACAGUCACAGCACAAUUCUCUGUUGUUCGGCAAGCCGUGUGGCGGGAGCAGCAGCAGCAGUAGUAGCAGCAGCAGCAGUAGCAGCAGCAGCAGCACUGCAAGCAACGGCAACAGUCAGCAGUCGCCGCAGCAACAGCAACAGCAACCGCGGAGCCCGAACGGUGGCGGCCCCGCAGUGGCCGUCGCGGCUGGCGCUUACGUGCCGUGCCGACAGCCGUCCGUGCCGUUGACGUUCACAACUGCCUCGUUCGCGCAGACCAAGUUCGGCAGCACCAAACUCAAGUCCAACAACAAGCGAGCUAACAGGUUUCUGAUGACUGAUUUUAUAGAAAAGAUGUCACCUACCGAGUUCGCUAACUACAUCAAGCAGCGGGCGGCCAUGCAGCAGCAACAAAUUGUGGUCGGCGGUGGCGGUGGCUUGCAGCAACAACAGCAACGUCCGGUGUCGCCGGUGCAGCAACACCACCGUGGCGGCCAGAACGGCGACGCGGCGUCCAACUACUUCUUCCAGCAGCAGCAAUACAACAACAAUCACCAAGGCGGCGGUGUCGGUGCCGGUUACCAAAGGCCACGGCAGUCCAACGGAGGAGGUUAUCACAGGAACAGCGGCAACAUGGCCAGCGCGGAUUAUGCACCACCACAAUUGCAGUUUGCCAACGGCGGCGGUAGCGGGUGGCAGAACUUCGGAGGCGAUUUCGGGCCACAGCACUUUGGCGGCUCACCCAUGGGCCCGCUGUCACCGGCCAACUAUGGGACGGGGCUUCAAAUGCAGUCAGGCGUGACUCCGAUGCAUCAACAGCAGCAACAGCAGCAGCAGCAACAGCAACAGCAGCAAAAGAUGCAGGACAACUACAACGCCAUGGGCUUGGGAUCGUCGACGUCGUCGUCGUACAGGUCCAGCCCUUUCCAACAUUUGUUGGUGGCCAACUGAUUUCGGCCGGCUUGGCCGACAAGAGACGGUUAAGAGCGCCCCCUUUCACCACCAAACCCCCUCCCCUUGUGCCGCCCAAUGUGGCCCACCCUCCCUCUUGACCUAGUUAAACGGUUGAAGACCGUCCCGCCCCAUCCCCCUCCAUCCGCCCACCUUGUUAUCAUUAUUAUUAUUUUUUAUAUAAUACCCUCUUUUAAUAUAUUACAUAUUAUAUACAUUAUACAUACAUAAGUAAACCCCCUGGCGCGCCUUCCCCUUCUCAGCCUUUAAACGUAAAUAAUGAAAGUUAUUUACAUUACAUUUUUAGGUAUAGGUACAUCCGUUAUUAUUAUGUUAUAUUAUUUCCGUUUUUCCAAUUCCUGUAUUUUAAUUGCGUGACUGCAGCGAGCUUGUCUCAUCCCGCCCGUCGUCAUCAUUUUAAAACAUUAUAUACAUAUAUUACUGCUGUUACCAUUCGGCUUCUAAAACUAUAAUUAUCUCUAUUGACAACAUUUUAAAUAUUUAUCGAUAUAGGUAAUAUUAGGCCAAGUGCUCUAAAAAUACUUCAACUACUUUAAUAAAUUCUACAAUUCGCGCAGACACUUUAAAAAAAUGUUUAUUCUCUUCGGGAAAAUAAAAUAAAAUAUAUUAUAAUAACAAAAAAAAAAAAAAA
Molecule: messenger RNA, 2591 nt
Organism: Myzus persicae (green peach aphid)
Lineage: Eukaryota; Metazoa; Arthropoda; Insecta; Hemiptera; Aphididae
Product: protein Tob1-like
Exons: 5
Coding region: 362-1939 (525 amino acids)
Biological process (GO): regulation of gene expression
Cellular component (GO): cytoplasm; nucleus
Molecular function (GO): transcription corepressor activity
Source: RefSeq, a predicted model, not a curated record